Messenger RNA from Symbiodinium pilosum, 726 nucleotides. The record is from the annotation of a GenBank genome assembly. Lineage: Eukaryota; Dinophyceae; Suessiales; Symbiodiniaceae.
AUGAUGUGUGCGAUGCAAGAGGAUGACAACGGUAGCAGCGAUGAUGGUCAAGACCUUGAAGGACGCCAUCUCCCGCGACCCUUAGAUGACGAGGACCACUUUGAUGAUCCCAUUGAGAAGGCGCCUCAUUACGAGCGGAGCGACCGACUGGACUCUGCGGCAGGUUACCUCUACGAGGACACUGUGGAACACAUUUGGGACAAACAGGACGCCUCCGGCUUGGUGUGGUACACAGAUGCGGCGUACUGGGACAGGAUGGCCGGGGAUUUGGAUGAGCGUUGCGCAGAUGCCUGGGAUGUCGAAAGUGAGCCACGUGAUGUUUCCAGUGAGGACGAGGUGUCGGAAAUUCCGGCGGUGGAGCAGGGUGUUGGCCUGGCUGCAGUGCAGCGUGGCGUGGCAGGCAAGAUCAUGCGCUCGUGGGGCGCAGACCCCUCCGUGCAAAGGCCUAGCAGUACGCUCCUGGCCGUGGUGGAAGGUCUGCAGCCCAACCUCUCGCGCACCGGACUAGGCUGGAUAGGCGAGAAGGCUCGCACCAAGGCUUCUGUGAAAUGUUCCAGCGAUGACUGGGUGCGUAUCGGAUCCAUUUACGACAAACAUCAAGCAGACGGGGACAUGAAGCCUCGGGCAAACAGAGGGGAAGGGCGACUUGUUGGUUCCUUUUCAGCAACUUCGACUCUUGUGGCGGAUUGCCGGCGGCGGCUGACCUUCGUACCUGCCCAGCACGUG